This is a messenger RNA of Anguilla rostrata (American eel), 6384 nucleotides long. It is a transcript of the gene nrg2a, whose product is annotated as neuregulin 2a. Gene Ontology annotation, molecular function: signaling receptor binding. The transcript has 11 exons. The record is from RefSeq and is a predicted model, not a curated record. Lineage: Eukaryota; Metazoa; Chordata; Actinopteri; Anguilliformes; Anguillidae. Gene Ontology annotation, biological process: nervous system development; animal organ development; intracellular signal transduction. The coding region runs from base 996 to 3158 and encodes 720 amino acids.
AAACAGGCGGAUGGAGAAUCUGAGCCUCUGAAACGCUUUCUCGCCUUGGCAGCCGCAGCCAAAACAACAAUCGGAGACCGCUGUUUCUCUUCGGUCAAUAUUUCUUUAUUUUUUUUUUAAUCAAGUCCUGAGCCCAUACGACGACUUAAGGGGAAACAUGAUGCGCUCCGGCAUUCAUUUAUUUAUUUUAUGUUUAUUGAUUGAUUUAUUGGAAGAAAUGGAAAUGGACUGACAGCUAUUGCUUUGGGUUUCGGAGGUAUUGCUGACCUGUGGUCCGUGUGUUGACGCUGGACACGCUGGUCCUCCGACCUUUAAAAAAUCUCGUAUUUGUUUAUUUAUUUAUUUAUUUACUUGCAUGAAGCUUCAGUACACGCCUCUGCGCGCGGGCAAGUGAUCUCUUCUCACGUCCGUCGCUGGUGUGUGUAGGGUGGAGGGGGACCAGAGCGGAAUGGACGCGCUGGUCUAGCGGCGAAAGAUAAUACCUCAUGUUCCCUUUUUCGUCAGCGAAAUGAAUUUUACCUAAAUUACAAAACCGGGAAGCGGAGCGAACCACGUAUGGCUUACAUUUCGUGUCCUUUUUUGCAGUGAAUGUACAGAUUGCUUCCAUUGAUGAGCUGGGCGCCCACUCGAGCGCUGUAAUUUGUGGGCAAAAUAGACUAGCGGCGUCUUGCAGGAACUAUGGGAGUAGGAUCGUCUAUUUUUUCAUGAUUUCACCUGCAUUUUAGAAUGACUUUCUAGCAGAAUGCGGUGACAGGAUUUUCAGGCGAGCAUCGUUGCGCUGUUUCCGGGUUCUGGCUGGUGUUUCCCCCAUUGUAAACUAUUGGAAAAACAGCAGAUCCAGAUGGCAUGGACACUUGAGCAAGGUCUGCCGCUCUGCCGUGCUACUGGAGCCUAUUUACAGUCUCCUACUCUAACACCGCUCCAUCAUCAUCACCCGGCCGCCCCGAGAGCACUGCAGCAACGCGACCAGCGACCACAGAGCCAAGGCAGGCGGCAUGAGGCUUGAGUUAGUACAUUUCUCCAUGCUGGUCAUCGGGGUCUCCUUCGCCUGCUACUCCCCGAGUUUAAAUUCCCUGCAGGACCAAGCUUACAAAUCAGCGGUGGUUAUUGAAGGCAAGGUGCAGUCCGUGCCCGCGAACGUCACCGUAGAGCCGUACAGUGUGAAUGUCAAAGUCCUGGACGUGUGGCCGCGGAACAGUGGGGGGCUAGCGCGAGAACAGCUCGUCACCGUCGGGGAGUUCGGCUUGGAGGCUCCAUGCACCAAAGUGAAAAAGAACCACAAAUACAUAUUUUUCAUGGACCCAACCGACGAGCCCUUGGUUUUCAAGGCAUCGUUCGCUCCCCUAGACACCAGUGGGAAGAAUCUAAAGAAAGAUGUUGGGAGAAUCUUAUGCGAAGACUGCGCCUCUGCACCGAAGCUGAAAAGACUAAAGAGCCAGCUGGUGGACGAGGGGAGCAGGCUGACAGUGAAGUGCGAGGCCUCUGGAAACCCGCCCCCGUCCUACAGGUGGUACAAAGAUGGCAGCGAGCUCAAGAAGAGCAAGCAGAUCAAAAUAAAGUCCGGCACGAAAAACUCCAGGGUACAGAUCAAUAGAGCCCGACUGGAGGAUGCUGGGAAUUACACAUGCGUAGCAGAGAACCUACUGGGGAAAGAGAACUCCACAGGCACCAUUAAUGUCCAAAGCAUAACCACCACACUGUCUCCCGGCUCUGGCCACGCCCGAAGAUGCAACGAGACGGAGAAGACCUACUGUGUGAAUGGCGGCGACUGUUACUUCAUACACGGUAUAAAUCAGCUGUCCUGCAAAUGUCCGCCUGAUUACUUUGGCCCACGGUGCCGGCAGACACAGCCGCUGCGGUUAUACAUGCCCAAACCUUAUAAAACGCAUCUUGGGAUUGGAUUCAUGGAGGCGGAGGAGCUUUACCAGAAGAGAGUUCUGACAGUGACGGGCAUCUGCGUGGCACUGCUGGUGGUGGGCAUCGUGUGCGUGGUCGCCUACUGCAAAACCAAGAAGCAGAGGAAAAAAAUGCACAGUCACCUGCGACAGAACAUGUGUGCUGACCAUCCCUCUCGAACCCUGGCUAACGGACCCAACCAUCCUGGACCGGGCCCAGAAGAGAUCCCUAUGGUAGAUUACAUCUCGAAGAACGUCCCGGCCACCGAGCGGGUAAUUCGGCACGCGGCAGAGACCUCCUUCCCCGGCAGCCGAGCGAACUCCAGGUCCCACCACUCAUCCACCCCUGCUCACUCGUCCAAUCACAGACAGGAAGGGCGCACGUGGAGCCUGGACCGGACGGGCAGCGCGCUGUCGGAGGCGCGCUCGGGCGUGAUGACGUCAUCGUCGGUGGGCACCAGUAAAUGCAGCAGCCCCGCCUGCAUGGAGGCCUGGGCCCGCCGGUCGGCGCGCUGCGGCGUCACCGAGCCCCACCGGCCCGCCCCGCAGUACGGCGACUCCUUCGACUCCCUGUGGGACUCCCCGUCCAGCGAGAGGUACGUGUCAGCGCUGACCACGCCCGCCCGCCUCUCGCCCGUGGACCUCCUCUACUCACUGCCCCCACAGGUGCCUACCUUCCAGAUCACGUCUCCCAACGCCAGCCACGCCCUGUCCCUCCCGCCCGCCACCCGCUCCUCCUACCACCUGGAGGACGACCAGCCGCUGCUCCGCCGCUACCAGGUGCCCCUGCACGACGUCCAGCGGGCCGACCCGUACCGCCAGACGCGCCGCACCUACCUGAACGACAGCACCGGCAGCCUGCCGUCCAGCCCCUACCGGCUGGCCGACGAGGAGGACUACGAGACCACCCAGGAGUACCUCUCCUCGCUGGAGCAACCAAAGAGAAGCGCUUCCGGCGGGGGCGGCGGCGGCAAGCGCUGGAGGAGGUCCCGGCUGAACGGGCACGCGUCGGCCCGCGGCGAGGCGGGGCGGGACUACGGCCCGCGGGGCUACUUCCUGUCGGACAGCGAGUCGGAGGAAGAGGAGCAGGGCGAGAGCACGCCCUUCCUCAGCAUGCAGAACAUGAACGCCGAGCCCGUCACCGUCUACAGAGCGGCGGACAGCCGGACUUCGCACGCGUCGGGGGGGCGGCACGGCGCGCGCGGGAACACGCAGGCCAGAGCGGCGCACGCUCGGUCCAAACAGGACCCCGCACCCCGCUGAAAACAAACAAAAACACUGACUCUACCCAACAAAAAACAUAUACUAAAGACCUGCACCUAUAAGAAAUAUUUUUAUUUUAUAUAACAAGACAGAUAUUCUAAACAAAUGAAAUAUUUAUUUUCCUUUUAGCAAAAGUUGUCUACUAGCUAACAGCAAAGACUUUUUUUUAUAGGUAAACUAUUUAUAUGUACAUUUUGAUUUACAGCAUAAAAAGAAAAAAAAAGACGUGCCAAUUUUUUCACAACUUAAAAAAAUAGAAUAAUAUUGUGGUGCCUUUUGCUGUAUGCCGAUGCCAGAGACCCAGCUGAGUGUUUUCUAGCCUUUCUUAUACGGACUCCUCAUUUUUAUACACCUUUUACUUCUCUUUCCUCCUUUUUUCUUUUUCUUUUUUUCAGCGUGGUUCUGCGGGAUAUCCCCCCUCCCCCCAUUCCCCCAUGUGACAUUCUGUGCUCCUCAUGCAAUAUGAACCACUUCCGCAUAAGCUCUACGUUUACAUGGAUGUGCUUAUCAUUUUUACUUUUUUUUGGUUGAAAAAACAGGAAAUUAACAAAUGCAAUGGGAAGCCUGCUUUCCCCUGUCCCGGGGAGAGAGGGCUGUGUGCUGAAUGUGAGUCACGCCGACUGGUUUUGUUUGGUUACCCGCUGCUGUGGAGAGGUGUGGCACGCAAUGCGGACGGUGUGAAAUGGGGUGUCACCGGGCGAGGAGGGGUUCUGCCUUGCCAGUGCCACGGCACUGUAGUCGCAGUCUGAGUUUGAAAGUCCAGGUUCAGAAAGUAAAAGUCCUCCCCAGAAUUUAGUUCCAGUCACCUGGAUUUGGUCAUUAGCACAGUUCCUCAGCCAGGAGGUAGAGCUAAUUAGUGAAAUCAGCUGGCUGAGUUCAUGGGUGGAAGAAACACAAGACAGGACUCUUACUUUUGCAAACCCUGAACCUUCUAGCUCUGGUUGUGGUGGGAUGUGGGGUGUUUUGUCUGUGAGUGCAUUCUUCUGAAAUGGGGCCGCUUAUCUGGGGUAGAGAAUGCCUGGUCUGAACCAACCCAAAACCCUUUCACCGUAAACCUGCACCCCUCAUCCCACACCGCUCACCACACCCUACACCCCAUAGCUUGCAGUAAAUCCCCCAUCCCAAACCCCACACCCCUACACUAUACACACCACACUCCACACCCGCACGCCCACGCCCUGUAUCCCUCAUUCCUUGCUCAGACCCUACCCCUCACCCCACAUCAGGCAACCCCCCCCCCCCCCCAGCUAUGACCAAGAGCCCCCAGUGUCUCAGGACCUUCACACACCCCAAUGCUGCUUCACUUCCACGCACCUACCCCUUUGUCUCAUCAGCUCCUCAUGGAUCAACAUAUCAUGUCAUAUUACAGUUAUUCUUGUGUCAUAUCACAUCUGUUUUUUCUGUUACAUCACAUUACAUAUAUUCCUCUGUUAUUUCACAUCCAUAUUUAUAUCACAUCUGUCUCUCUCAUCCCUUAUGGAAUUGGAAUAUAUUGUAAAUAUACUGAAAUAAAUAUAUUAUCAAUAUGUCGCAACACUUCCGUAAUAUAUUGACAAAUAUACAAAUCAUGGCUUCUUUAAGAUAUAGUGAUGUAUUACACUUCUGUGUGAUAUAUAUUUAUCAUUAGAUUUUCUACAUAGGCCCACAUAUUUAUAAUGUAUUGCAGUAUAUUGCUUUUACAUAUGGGAUAUGAAAUAUAUUCCUCAAUAAAGUCACAUCACAUACAUUCCUCUAUCUCAUCUAUUUCUUUGUCACUUCACAUCCAUUCCCUUCCGUCUAUCACACAUCACAUCCCCUACCCUUUUGUGUCUUGUGUCACAUCUCUUCCUGUCCCAGAUUCAUGCCUCUUCCAUGCACACAAUAAAUACCUGUGAAACUCCAGAAAGAUCAUAAAAUGGCAAAAUAUGCAAACUUUGUAUUUAGAUCUGUUAGGUCUGUUAGAUGACAUUGUUUUCUAUGAGGUGUGAUGACGAUAGUCCAUUGUGUGGAGACUCUUAGGAAACGUCUUCAGUGUGCUUGAGUUUGUGUGCAAACAUCAGUUAACAAGACAACAUAAAUCUUCCAUCGCUGCAGAAUAUAUCAGCUAUUAUUAUUAUUAUUAUUAUUAUUAUUAUUAUUAUUAUUAUUAUUAUAUUGUCACCAUCACAGGAAACAACAUCUUGCUAAAUCCUUGGUACAGUACAUUUAUCUUUACUGUAAUUAUGCCUUUUCUGCCAACUUACGAUACUUUCCUCUCACUUUUAUCGAUACCAAAAGCAUUUUCUGACCUCUGCCCAUAGGCCAACUGAUUAUCUUCACUGAUUGCUGAUUGGCUAUCCUGUGUUUCACAGGCUCUGAUCAGCUGACAACAGACACAUAAUCACAGGACCAUAUUUCUGUAUUUAUUUGGUUAUUUUCAGUGCAGAUCACUCCUUUUUGCAUGUUGCUCCUUUCUUUCAUGUUUGGAGACUUUUUCCCCCUAAAUAUUGACCAAUAAUGUUUUGUGUUGAUCCUUUCCACAGUACUUAGCAGUGAGAAGUGGAUCAGAACAUGUCCCUCACAAAGUUAUAGAAAUUAGAUUAGUUUCAGCUCGAUAAAAAAAACACAGAAGUAAACAAACAACACUAAUUAUGAACCACAUUCCAUGAACAAUUUUCAGUAGAACUGGCCUGUGCUAAACUGAAUCAAUGAUUUCUCAAGAGAAAAAUCUAACCUGUUUGAAGUAUAUGAAUGAGUACCUGUUCUUUUCUUGAAGACACAGUGGUAAAACUAUAUUUAAUAAACUGGGAGGUUAUUUUCUUUCACUUGAACUGAUUUCAUUUUUUUUCUUUCCUGGGUCUUAUUCUGUAUAUUUGGAGUAUGCAAAUGAAGACACUGCUUAAUAAUUAGUUUAAGUGUGAUCCCCCACCCCCGUUAGAAUCCUAUCUGCCAGGCGGUUUCUUUCUACUACCUUUUUAUUUCUCUUGCUUGAAUUUGGGAGCAUCUCCCUUUUGCAUGCCCCUGUGGUCCAGAUAGACGGGUGCAUGGUAAAAAAGCAGUGACUGAAAAGUUUUCCAGUGAAAGUGUAUUUCAUUUUUACAUUCAGCAAUAAAUCCCUUUUUUCCAUAUCCAUACUUGGAAUAUGAAAGAUUUUUUUCUCUUUUUUUUGCGAGAUUGUCAUAGAUGUAAAAUAAAAUGGAAAAAAGAAAAGAAAAUCAAACCACCUGUUCAUAUGAAAAAAAUAAAUCUCUAUUCAUACCAUUUUAAA